UAGUUGUACAAUUUAUCAAAACUACGGAGGUGAAUAUUCUGAAUUUCUGAUGAUGCAUUGGCAGCCCAUAAACACAAUCCAAAUUUGUAAAGUUGAGAUCUUGAAUCCUUGAUCAGAACUUUCUUUUCUGAACACCUAUUUUCUCACUCCUCCCAAUUCGUCAUCUUCAAUCACGUUGUUCAUCAGAUUCAUUACAAAAUCAAUUUCUGCUGCAAUUCCUCAAAACCCCUCAUUUCACAUUCGCUACAUUCACCAUUUUUCUCUCUUAUUUUCUGUCAAUUCAUAGUUUCAAUCACAAUUUUUUAAUUCGAAUCUGUCCGCAUUAUCCCAAACCCAGAAUAUAUUCAGAAAAAUAAAUAAAUCUUUACAAAAAAAAUGCCGCCACCCGAAAUUUCUCGGAGAUUUUCCCUAUUUGGGAUCGGAGAAUCGAGUAACAAACAAAGCUCAAUUGGUAGAAAUAGGGAAGAAUUGAUCCCAAUUUUGAAGCUUGAAACCGACAAGAAUGUGUAUAGACCUGGAGAUGAGGUUUUGGUUACAAUCGAGCUUCAAAACCCUAGUGAUCCAAGCAAUGCCCAUGAGAUUACUAGCAGUUUUGAGCGUUCCCUUUUGUUAGAAAGGCUUAGUUUUGAGCUUAAAGGGGUCGAGAAACUUGAUACUCAAUGGUUUACUCCUCAAAAGUCGACACCGGGUUUGAAACAGAGAAAGGGUGAGCAUGUGUUCUUGGAUUAUUCUACAACGUCAUUAGUUUCAAACCAGAUCAUUUCUUCUGGGGCUACUAAAAAGUAUGUGGUUCGGACGGUUUUGCCUAGCAUCAUACCACCAUCGUACAGAGGGACAACAAUUCGAUACUUGUACUAUGUUAGAAGCACUUUUGCUGGACAAUGGUUGAUACUGGAAAAUGGCCACUCAGAGAGGGAUCUGGCGCAAACUAUCACUGGACUGGAAGCCCGUGUCCCCUUGCAACUUUGGGUUACUGAACAGGCGAGCGGAUUACUAGUUGAAGAAGGUCAAUUUGAUGGGAUUGUUCCGAUCCAGACCAUUCAAACAGAUAUAUACUGGAAAGAACUGGAUGGGGACUCAGAGUGGGUUAGGGCUAAUGAUAUGUAUGAUGGAGCUGAGGAAGGCUAUGAUAGUUCGAGAGACGAAGUUUUAUCUGUUUCUUCCUAUAAUCCUUCAAGAGACAGUCUUCAUAAGUCAUUUGGCAGUUCAUUAUCUCUACAAGGAUCGACUUCAAGGUCCUUUAGAGAACCCUUGCAUGCAGAAGCUGAUGAAGUUCUACAUAAUUCAAAUGGGGAUGUUUUAUCAUCCAAGAGUCCUCCUGUUAUAUCACCAAGACUGCAAAGAGGAUAUUCAAAAAUAUACUCUAAAGAUGAAGAUGAAAAGGGAGCGUCUUCUCCCGUCCGACCUACAGAAUCUGCUGCAUCAGAAGGCUGUAUUCGAGGCAGGUCUUAUAACAUCAAACUUGAUGAUCAAGUUCUGCUCAGAUUCUCACCCAAAAAGUCAGAUUCAAAUUAUUAUUUCAGUGAUAUGAUAGGUGGGACCCUUACAUUUUUCCAUGAAGAGAGAACAAGGAGGUGCCUCGAGGUAUCGAUCACCUUGGAGAUGUCGGAGACUAUAAAUCGACGUUCUGUCCAUCCAUCUCGAAGGAACUCCCCUACACUUACAAAGGUUCACAGUGAUCAUCAUGAGGUUGUUGCUGACUUGGUGCAGACUAGCUUCCUCUUUUCCAUUCCCAUGGACGGACCAAUGUCUUUUUCAACACCUCACGUGUCUGUUCAAUGGGCUUUGCGGUUUGAAUUCUUUACCACUCCAAGGAAUAUUGAUUGGAGUAGGUAUGAUCACCCUCUUCUAGUUGAAGGAAGAGACAAAUGCGAGUGGUGUCUUCCAAUUACUGUACAUGCACCUCCACCAGGAGCUGCAGCCGCUCACGCAAGAAGUAGAAAGAACCUCUCUAGUGAGCCUUUUUGGGUUCGUGAUUGAAGAUUUAUUUUCAGUCAAUCGAACAACCAGAUGGGGAAUUGUCGGCAUGGCUCAACAUGAGCUAAGUAAUUCUGCUGACGGUUCAAGUACACGUGAUGUGCAUAGCAAUGCAUAUAGAAGAGUAAGAGGCGAAGCUAAGAUGAAUACAGCAUUGAGUUUCCUUAUGCAAAAGUAGACGACUAUCACUGCAGGAAGUGUUAUUGAAAUUUUACUCAUUAUUUUUACCGGCUUGUAUUUAUACAGGAGAUAUUGAUCUUACCAUUAUACAUCUCUAAAAUGAGAAAUAAAUUGAUGUAAUCGGUUUGUUUAGGGUUGAUAAUAGCUUGGUGUUUUGAUCAUUCUUGUGGAUUGAAAACUGGUUUAUUUGAGUUAAUUUUGUACGGAGUAUCUUUUUUCUCGA
Messenger RNA from Spinacia oleracea (spinach), 2380 nucleotides. RefSeq lists its product as uncharacterized. NCBI's taxonomy places the organism in Eukaryota, Viridiplantae, Streptophyta, Magnoliopsida, Caryophyllales, Amaranthaceae. The transcript has 13 exons. The coding region runs from base 376 to 1980 and encodes 534 amino acids. The record is from RefSeq and is a predicted model, not a curated record.